AUGUUUGACAGCAAAGGGAAAGAAGUGAGACAAUGCAAGUUCCCCACAGGAGGAAAUUACACCAGCUCCAUCAGGCAAGGAUCUUUUGAGCUACAUGGAGACAGAGUCAUCACACUGGGCAUGAACAUGUAUGAUGUGAAAUAUCCUGAGAAAUCACAGAUGUGUACAGUUCCCUCUGUUAAGACAGACGACACGCCCGACCCGCUGGCCACAGAGGAGCUGAACCUGCUGGCUCGUCUGAUGGGCAGCAUGAAAACCCAGAUCGCUGCCAACACCGAACCUGGCUUUCGGCUCAAUCUGUUUAUGACAGACCUAGAACAGGAAGAGGCAGGAGCAUCAGGUGGACCUGGGGUGUCAGUAUUUGGAGUACUAAAUAUUCAAGCAAUCCAGGAUUUGCAGUCUGCUGCUGAGCUGGCUCACAUUGCUGGACAGUUUGCACAAGGGGAAAAGCAUCUCGAAAAUCAAGGCAGCAGCAAAGGUGACGAGCUGUUGGCUCUGAUGGACGACCUGUGAACCAUUUCAAACCGGGACCUGGAUCCACUUAUAUCUCCAUACCAGGACCUGCCCUAACAAAAGCAAACCCACCUUAUAAUCACGGAGAUCCUGAAGACAUUUUUAUGUCACCUGGACAGUGGAGGGUCUGUAGUUCCAGAUUCUUCACAAGGACAGUGUGAGUGAAUGGUUCAGGGUUGCAACUGUUCAAGGACUUGCUGAGUCCCCACCAUGGUC
Thalassophryne amazonica is the source of this 729-nucleotide messenger RNA. Its product is annotated as protein OSCP1-like. The record is from RefSeq and is a predicted model, not a curated record. NCBI's taxonomy places the organism in Eukaryota, Metazoa, Chordata, Actinopteri, Batrachoidiformes, Batrachoididae. Gene Ontology annotation, biological process: transport. The transcript has 5 exons. Gene Ontology annotation, cellular component: cytoplasm; plasma membrane. Bases 1 to 513 code for a protein of 170 amino acids.